AUGUCUCCCCCUCUGUCUACCGCGUUGAUCCCUCCCAAAUUUCUGAGACCAGCCUUUCUCACCGGCAGCACCCCCUUCCGCGUCUCUCGAGCCCAUCCGUCGGUCUCAUACACUCUAUACAUACCUGAACAUGCGUAUAACCCAGAUCCAUCGCGAUCUACAUCCGAUGACCCGGUCUACUCACUUCCGCGCCUUCCGCUGGUCGUCGUCGUCCACGGCACUGGUCGUAAUGCUGAAAAGUGCCGCGACAGCUUCAAGGAGUUCGCGGACAAACACCACGUUGCAAUCCUUGCUCCGUUCUUUCCAGCUGGGAUGACAUCCGCCAUCGACCUGGACAGUUACAAGGUACUCCACACCGCGCAGAACUUCAACUCGGACCAAAUCCUCCUGUCGAUAAUCGACGACGAAAUUGCAACCAUCUGGCCGGGUAUAUCGACAUCGAAAUUUUUUCUGGUAGGCUAUUCCGGCGGAGGUCAAUUCUCCCUGCGAAUGCUCUAUGUCCAUCCCGAACGUUUUCAGGCUGUCUCCAUCGGCGCCCCGGGCCGUCCCACCUUUCUCGACCCCAGUGAGUCUUGGCCAGAUGGGAUACGUGAUAUUCAGGCUGUAUUCGGGUCUGGCGCAAAGGUUGACAUCGACGCCAUCAAGGCCGUCCCGGCAAUACAGCUGCUAUGUGGGACCGAGGACGACUUCAUCCACGGUGGCGAGGAAUUCAUGACUUUCAUAUCGAAGUUCAAGGCUGGUUUGACCAAAUCCCAAGACAGUGGCAGCAAUCAGUCCGGAGCUGAUGACCCGGGACUCGGUGUGAUGAAAGAGGGCAGAUUGACAGGCCUAAGCAGGUUGAGGGAUAGUUGGGAAUAUCUCGGCAUUAAUGCGAGAUUCGACCUUGUACCUGGAGUGGCUCAUGAAGCCCACAAGGUCGUUCCUACGAUUCAGGACUUUCUAGGACCGUCAGUUGAUGCCUUUAGGAAGCAACUAUAG
Molecule: messenger RNA, 978 nt
Organism: Exophiala oligosperma
Lineage: Eukaryota; Fungi; Ascomycota; Eurotiomycetes; Chaetothyriales; Herpotrichiellaceae
Exons: 1
Coding region: 1-978 (325 amino acids)
Source: RefSeq, a predicted model, not a curated record